AUGGACAUCAAUAACUUGCUUAAUCAACAUCGACCUGGUGGUGGUGCUGCUGUCAAAACAAAUAACACUAUAAUAACAACCACUUCGACCACGAAUGGCUUGCACGAAUGCCAAUGGAAAACUUGUACCAAGAUAUUCUCAAGGCGAUCUGAUCUAGCGAGACAUCAACGUAUCCAUACGGGUGAACGACCUUAUCACUGCGAAUGGCCUGGAUGUGGUAAACAAUUUAUUCAGCGAUCUGCUUUGACAGUACAUUAUCGCACACACACCGGUGAACGUCCCCAUGUUUGUGAAAAUGAAAGUUGUCGUAAAUCAUUCAGCGAUUCAUCUUCACUUGCACGACAUCGACGCACACACACUGGCAAUCGACCCUAUGUAUGUUCCUGCUCUAAAUCAUUUACUCGCAAAACAACUUUAUUACGGCAUCAACGAAGUCAUCAUGCUGCUACCUCCAAUACCACUACCCUUAGCACUGUAAAUUACCCUGUCACCUCAUCUAAUCCAUCAUCAAGUCAUCACGUAUUCGCAAUCUCCUCUCCAACACCAUCCCACUCUAGCACCAAUGCUUUGCAGCAUGAACCAGCCACACCCGUUUCUCCUGUUUCAAUGUACUCGGCUUCGCCUCCACGAUAUAAUGAACCCAAAGCAGACAUUCGCUUGCCUCCUUUGGUAGCUGCUUUCCAUCAUCCACCAGGACCCUCAACAUCAUCUUAUCGGUCUACAUGUGAGAUUAUCCCUUCCGAUAUACCCUGGUGA
This is a messenger RNA of Lichtheimia ornata, 756 nucleotides long. RefSeq lists its product as uncharacterized. The record is from RefSeq and is a predicted model, not a curated record. Gene Ontology annotation, biological process: regulation of transcription by RNA polymerase II. The transcript is spliced from 3 exons. Gene Ontology annotation, molecular function: RNA polymerase II cis-regulatory region sequence-specific DNA binding; DNA-binding transcription factor activity, RNA polymerase II-specific. The coding region runs from base 1 to 756 and encodes 251 amino acids. NCBI's taxonomy places the organism in Eukaryota, Fungi, Mucoromycota, Mucoromycetes, Mucorales, Lichtheimiaceae. Gene Ontology annotation, cellular component: PcG protein complex; transcription regulator complex.